AUGUCAUCCACCCACCACCACCACCGCUCAUUCUUUGCCUUCUUAUUGUGCAUCUCUUUACUCGUUCUCGUUCUCCCCUCUCACCAACAACAACUCAUUUCAGUCAACAAGGACUUUACCGCCGCUUUCGAUGCUGCCAUUCAAGAACUCGUUGCCGACCCCACUUGGGUUCAAUUCUAUUCAGAAAAUAUGUUUUUUGGAGUUCCACAAUGCUCGACCAAGGUUACAUGGCCAGAGAAGGAUCCAUUUGUUGGUCAAUCCUCAAUUGUGACUUGUUUUGAGAUUGGAACACUUUCACCAUGGCUUGAAACAAAAACAAAAUUGUCCGAAAGUGUGGUGAAGAUCAUUAACAACCACUACAAGACCAAUUACAUCAAUGUGGUGAAGAGAUACAAUACUACACAAUUGGGUUUCUUUGAAACGAUGAAGAACGCUGUCGGAACAGGAGAUUGUGACAUUGUGACAGCAAAUACUCAACCCAAUCCGGAUCGAGCAAAAGUUGUUCAUUUUCAAUGUGGAUUUGGUUUUGCUUCGAAGGGAUGGAUUAGAUCUGGAAGAGAUCCUCAAAUUAUCAUGCAAGAUGUUUAUGAUUUGAACAAGACUGGAAUUCUUGUUGGAGCCUAUGAUGGUACUGCAUAUGCAACCUUUGUCAGGAACACUCUCACAGCUGCCACUUAUGUUCCAUUCUUCGCUGUCAAUCUUCAAUACGGAGCUGUUUUGAAUCAAACUGUUCAUGCCUUGAUUGGAGAUGCCAUUCAAUUUUAUUCAUGGAAAAAACAAGUUGGAAAUUGCAAUUGUGAAGUGAAGGCCUAUGACCCUGCUUAUGGAUUGUCCACUUUUACUUAUGGAAAUAUUACUGAAACUAGUUUUGCAAUGGGCACUUGGUUUGGAACUCAACACUAUGUGAUGCCAAUGAUGAUGAUUGUUGUGCUUUUGAUUCAAACUUGGUUCAUGUUUUAA
Messenger RNA from Naegleria fowleri, 960 nucleotides. RefSeq lists its product as uncharacterized. The transcript has 3 exons. The coding region runs from base 1 to 960 and encodes 319 amino acids. NCBI's taxonomy places the organism in Eukaryota, Heterolobosea, Eutetramitea, Acrasida, Naegleriidae. The record is from RefSeq and is a predicted model, not a curated record.